Messenger RNA from Engraulis encrasicolus (European anchovy), 4059 nucleotides. RefSeq names its product inositol polyphosphate-5-phosphatase D (gene inpp5d). Gene Ontology annotation, cellular component: cytosol. Bases 50 to 3433 code for a protein of 1127 amino acids. Gene Ontology annotation, molecular function: phosphatase activity. NCBI's taxonomy places the organism in Eukaryota, Metazoa, Chordata, Actinopteri, Clupeiformes, Engraulidae. The record is from RefSeq and is a predicted model, not a curated record. The transcript has 27 exons. Gene Ontology annotation, biological process: negative regulation of signal transduction; positive regulation of B cell differentiation; regulation of immune response.
GUGGGGGUGCGGUCGGUCGGUGGGUCGCUCGCUCGCUGGGUCGGCCAGGAUGUGCUCCCAACAGCCAUGGUACCACGGCAACAUCACCCGCUCCAUGGCGGAGGGACUGCUCUCCAACGCCGCCAAGGACGGCAGCUUCCUGUUGAGGGACAGCGAGUCCAUACAGGGCGCAUACGCGCUGUGUGUGCUGUACCAGAACUGUGUGUACACCUAUAGAAUCCUGCCCAAUGAGGAGCGGAAACUCUCUGUGCAGGCAUCGGAAGGGGUGCCUAUCCGUUUCUUCUCGGUGCUGUCGGAGCUGGUGGAGGCCUACCACAAGGAGAACAUGGGACUGGUGACACGGCUGCAGUACGCCGUGCAGAAGGAAGAGGAGCCGGAGGAUGAACAAGAGCCGUGCAGCCUACCUCCUCAACUGCCACCCCGGAACUUCCCCGGGAACGACAAAGAGGAGUCGCUGAAGGGCGGCGAGAUGACACACACCUCCGUCUCAGACCUUUUCCUCCACCGUCUGCAGCACGUGGACAUGUCAAGUAUUCCUGACGACCAUCAGAAGUCUAUCCUGGAGUAUUUCCAUUAUAAUAUUGCAGUGGACGCUGAGCAGGUGCAGAGUGGCAACCCCACGCUUCCCAACCUGAAGAAGUUGACCUUUAACCUCUGCAAAAACCUCAACAGUGAGAUCAACAGAGCGUUGCCCAGUCUUGAGGCUCUGCAGAAGGUUCUGGAACAGCCCCUCUCUCCUGGAGGACGCCUUAGGAGCUUUCUCUCUGGUGACUCCAACCAAUCAGUGGCCUUCAAGCUGGAACAGUUGACCAAGUUGCUGUACUCAAUAGAGGACAAGACGAAGAGCGCAGUGUUUGAAUCUGUUGGAUACGAUGGAGGACACAGGAACUCCCUCAUUCCUCCUGUCACAUUUGAGGUAAAAUCAGAUACCUUAGGUCUCUCCAUCAAAAUGUACCUGAAAGUGGAUGUGGAGAGCGGAAAACUGUUCUUCAAGAAGUCUAAGGAUGGCCCAGAGGACAAGUACUAUGUGCACAACAAGAUACUGCAGCUGGUAAAGUCUCAGAAGAUCCAGACUAAACUGGUCAUCUCGCUGGAGACAGAGAAGGAGAAGACAUUGAAGAAGGAGUUUGUCUUUGACGACUCAAAGAAAAGAGAAGGCUUCUGUCAGCUCCUGCAGCAGAUGAAGAAUAAGCACUCGGGAAAGGCGGAGCCAGACAUGAUCAGUCUGUUCGUGGGCACCUGGAACAUGGGAAAUGCCAACCCCCCGCAAAACAUCACGUCCUGGUUCCAGUCGAAGGGUCAGGGGCGGACCCGCGACGACACGGCCAAUCAGAUCCCUCACGACAUCUACGUGAUCGGCACGCAGGAGGAUCCUCUGGGGGAGAAGGAGUGGAUGGACAUCGUCAAGGGCGCGCUCAGACACAUCACCAACAUUAGCUUCAAACUGGUGGCCUCCCAGACUCUGUGGAACAUCCGCAUCAUCGUGCUGGCCAAGCCAGAACACGAGAACCGCAUCUCACACAUCUUCUCCGACAGCGUGAAGACUGGCAUCGCCAACGCUCUGGGCAACAAGGGUGCGGUUGGUGUCUCCUUCAUGUUCAAUGGCACUCCAUUUGGCUUCGUCAACAGCCACCUUACCUCAGGCAGCGAGAAGAAACUCAGGCGAAACCAAAACUACUGCAGCAUCCUGCGCUUCCUGAACCUGGGUGACAAGAAGCUGAACCCCUUUGACAUCAACCAUCGCUUCACACACCUCUUCUGGCUCGGGGACCUCAACUACCGCAUAGAGAAACCCUCUGGUGAAGCGGAGAACAUUGUGGCGCGCAUCAAGCAGCAGCAGUACACAGACCUCCUCAGGGCCGACCAGCUCAACCUUGAGAAACAGGAGGGCAGGGUCUUUCUGCACUUCGAGGAGGAGGAGAUCACCUUUGCCCCCACGUAUCGCUUUGAGCGGGACACACGGGAGAAAUAUGCCUACAUCAAAAACAAAGCCACAGGGAUCAAGUUCAACCUGCCGUCCUGGUGUGACCGAGUGCUGCGUAAGUCCUAUCCCCUGGUGCACGUGGUGUGUCACUCCUAUGGUUGCACCAAUGACAUCAUGACCAGUGACCACUCCCCCGUCUUCGCUACCUUUGAUGUGGGCGUGUCCUCACAGUUCAUUUCCAAACAUGACCCCACCAAGGACUCUCAGGGUGUUAUCAAGUUCAUGAACUGCGUGGCCAUCCUCACCACAAAGUCCAAGACCAAGUUCUUCAUAGAGUUCCAUUCUUCCUGCCUAGAAAAGUUUGUGAAGAGUCCAGAGGGGGAUAACCAGGAGACUCCUGAGGACUCCAUCAGGGUACGCUUUGGGAGCCAAGUGGAGCUCAUCCCCAUCAUUGCCGACCCAGAAUACCUGCUGGAUCAACACAUCCUCAUCAGCAUCAAGGCCACAGACUGUGAUGAGUCCUAUGGUGAGGGGUGUGUAGCGCUGCGUGCAGCGGAGAGUGCCUACACCGAGUUCCACAUCACACUGACCCACCAUGGGGAGCGCACAGGCACGCUCUCUGGAGGCAUACAGGUCCACACCUCAGAGGGCAAGCAGACAGAGAAGCUCUACGACUUUGUGAAGGUGGAGCGGGAUGACUCCGGUGCUUCCAGGGGCAAAGGCGACCACAACAGGUCAGCAAUGAGUGCUGUGGACUUCAGCAACCCCAGCUACAUGGGCGUGGGCUACAAGAGCCAGGUGGACAAGGGCUGGAGCUACAGCAUGCCCGACAAGAAGCCCAACACCUACACGCACGGCGGCAAGGACUCUGGAGUGGGGAACGUCUCGCCCAAGAAGACCUACGACCACAGCAUACGCAGCCCCACAGGGAAGGCCGGAGAACCUGCUAAAGGCGAGGAUGAGCAGCCGGCGGAGAUGUUCGAUAACCCGCUGUACGGCUCGAGGACCCGCGGCUCCAAAGACACCGACGCCCUCCCGCACAAGGACCACCUCUCGCCCCCGGAGACCAUGUUCACCUUCCCCAAGCCGACCGAGGCAGGGGGAGGAGGGGGGCAGCUGGAUCCUGGCGACCGGGGCCCGCCCUUACCAACCCCCCGCAACCGCUCCUACACCUACUCCGACACCAAGCCCCAGCCCACGCCCCCUAGCUGCGGCUCGGGGUCCUCCUCCACGCCCCCCACCCCCAGCGCCGGCCUGCAGCCCCAGUCCUACACCAAGAAGCCCGUGGUGCCCUCGCGCUCCGAGGGAGGCAUGGCUAUGAUGGGCAUCAGGCCCCCCCUGCCCAUCAAGAUCCAGGGGGGGCAGACCCACCUCAAGCCCCGGGACUACAGGGACACCUCGGAGCUCCCCAACAAGCUACGCGGACCCAGCAGGCCCAGCCCCCCCAUACCCAAGGAAGCACAUCAUGAGCCGCCUCCAGCACAGAAGAUGGGCAGACCCAUGAAGUGACCACAGCCCCCCUCGUCACACACAGCUCCUGCACAUAAGUCUGUGUGUACGUGUGUGUGCGUGUUUGUGUGCGUGUGUGUGCGUGUGUGCGUGCGUGCGUGUGUGUGUGUGCGUGCGUGUGUGUGCGCGUGUGUGACAGUCCCUGUCUCAGUAUAUCUGUAGCAAAGUCGCUGGAGUUUUUCCUUGAUUUUUUUUAGCAAGGGCACAUGUGUUUGCUGUUCAGUUUCAGACCGAUGUUACCACUGUGUGUCAUGACAUUUCCUGUAAGAGCAGAGGCAUGAUGUGUUGUUCCUUUUUAUAAACUCUUACCUUCACCUAAAAUUAUAAAUGCUCUUUAUGGGGCUUUGACCCAUUCAACCAGGGGUGUCAAUCCGUGGUUCAGAAAGUGAACAUUUGAUCAUAUCAGCUCUGAAUCAGUUGAUCUUAGUGAGUAAUCAAGACAGGCUGAUCAGCUACUUGGAGAAAUCAGCUGUGUUAGAAGGGGGACAUUGGAGAUAUCAAUUUACUUACUGAAUCUAGAAUUGACACACACCUGCAUUCAAGGCUUUUUUAUGUAUGACUGCAUCCGUGUACAUUGGGAAACACUGGAGAAAUAAAAUUAUUACCUCCGCCAAGGAGGUUAUGUA